Mesitornis unicolor (brown roatelo) is the source of this 2893-nucleotide messenger RNA. RefSeq names its product adenosylmethionine decarboxylase 1 (gene AMD1). The record is from RefSeq and is a predicted model, not a curated record. The transcript has 8 exons. Gene Ontology annotation, biological process: spermine biosynthetic process; spermidine biosynthetic process. Bases 99 to 896 code for a protein of 265 amino acids. Gene Ontology annotation, cellular component: cytosol. NCBI's taxonomy places the organism in Eukaryota, Metazoa, Chordata, Aves, Mesitornithiformes, Mesitornithidae. Gene Ontology annotation, molecular function: adenosylmethionine decarboxylase activity.
GGAUUGAGUGGGACAAACUUCUGGAGAAUGUGCAUUGUUUGAUCAUAAGUGUGACAAAAACUGACAAGCAGGAAGCUUAUGUACUCAGUGAGAGUAGCAUGUUUGUCUCCAAGAGACGUUUCAUUUUGAAGACGUGUGGUACCACCCUCUUACUGCAAGCACUGGUUCCCCUGUUGGAGCUUGCUAGGGAGUACAGUGGGUUUGACUCAAUUCAGAGCUUCUUUUAUUCACGUAAGAAUUUCAUGAAGCCUUCCCACCAGGAGUACCCACAUAGGAAUUUCCAGGAAGAAGUGGAGUUUCUUAAUGAAAUUUUCCCAAAUGGAGCAGCUUAUUGCAUGGGGCGUAUGAAUUCUGAUUGCUGGUACCUGUACACCCUGGAUUUCCCAGAGAGUCGGAUAUCCAAUCAGCCUGAUCAGACACUGGAAAUUCUGAUGAGUGAGCUUGACCCAGUAGUUAUGGACCAGUUCUACAUGAAAGAUGGUGUUACUGCAAAUGAUGUCACUCGUAUGAGUGGAAUUCGUGACCUGAUACCAGGUUCUGUUAUUGAUGCUACAAUGUUCAAUCCUUGUGGGUAUUCAAUGAAUGGGAUGAAAUCGGAUGGAACUUACUGGACUAUUCACAUCACUCCAGAACCAGAGUUUUCUUACGUUAGUUUUGAAACAAACAUAAGUCAGACCUCGUAUGAUGACCUGAUUAGGAAAGUUGUAGAGGUUUUCAAGCCAGGAAAAUUUGUGACAACUCUCUUUGUUAAUCAGAGCUCUAAAUGUCGUACAGUGUUUUCUUCUGCCCAGAAGAUUGAAGGGUUUAAACGUCUUGAUCACCAGAUUGCCCAAUUCAGUGAUUAUAAUUUUGUUUUUACCAGUUUCACAAAAAAUCGCCAGCAACAGCACAGUUGAUUAAGAAUGAAGAAAAAACGCAAAAAGAAAUCCCAUAUAGAAGGUGGUGGUUGCUUUCUAGUUAAUGAUUCAGGGGGCCAUGCUUUCCACUCCCACCACCUUGUAGUUGUGGAAAGCCCUAGGUGUAAUCAUAGUAUAACCAUUUUAAAUUGUAUGCAUUAUUAUAUCAAGGAGUUAGAUAUCUUGCAUGAAUGCUCUCUUCUGUGUUUAGGUACUCUAUGCCACUCUUGCUGUGAAAUUGAAGUGCAUGUAGAAAAAUCUUACUGUAUGAAACUUUACAACACUUGUAAAAAUGAUUCAGGUAGAAUUACACACAGUAUAGUUUUUCUCCAGGUAUCACCAAAAAUUCCCCACAGACAAGGCUUUCGUCCUCAUUAGACUUUAGCCUGAACCUACUCUCUCUGGGGACGGUUCUCUGUUAAAUUUUCACUUUUUCAUCUUGUGAUUUCAGUCUAAAACAAUUUUUGACAAACUUAGGAUUUCUAAUGAAACUGAUUCCUAAUUAACACUUUCAAGUUUGGAGGAAGUUCUUAAAACAGUUACAAAUUGUUUUGCUAUCACAGGUGGUGGUUGAUUUAUUUUUUUAAUCGGACUGACUUUUCAUGCUCUACUCAAGCUUAUAGCAGUUUGCUCAGUGAUACCAUAGGCUGAGCUAAUGUAUUGGUCUUUCACCAUUAGAAACUUGUGUAUCAGUACUAAUGCAGGUUACAUUUCAUCUUACCUUAAUGCUCGUUUAUCUGUCCACAUCCCCAACCUGUCACACUGCUAUGCAAUGGCAGAAUUUGAAGAUGGUUCAAGACUUGAUUGAGGAACAGCUGAGUCAGGAUGCAAGAGCUUUGGCAUAGUUGUGUGACAGCUUUGCAAAGUGCAAGUUCGUAUUGGCACCCGACACUUUCUUUCCUAAUUGCCAGUUAUGUCGGACUGAGAAGCUGGUGCUCCUGAGCGCUGGCAGGUAGAUCAGUGAAGGAGUGGAAUGUGCCAGGCUGGGUGUGUUGAAUGGUUUGGAUUAUCUUGGCAAAACCUGUGACCUACCACUUCUGACUGUAGAGUGCAUCUCAACUGGUCCAGUGUCACUUCAUUUUGUUGUUCCAAGCAAAGCUAAUGCCUCUGUCUCGUGACAGUCCUGUGACAUUGUUGUGCAUGUGACUUCUGUUGUAUUUGAGUGUUGUGACUUCAUCUGUUUUUUCCUCCUAAUUACUAAGGUGGUUCCUCUUACUGUGACUUGAGGGCAUUAAGUGAAGGCAUAGAACAAGAACUGUCUGGGACACCUGGACAGAAGUGAAGUAGAAAGCUAUUCAUAGAGCAUGAAUAAGUGUGUAAUUCAAAGUCACUUUAAUGGAUGGGUAUUGACUAAAAUGAAGGCUUUAAAGAGCUGGCACACUUUCAGCUAUGUUUGCAAAUACUGGGAUUCUAACAGCUGUGAGACCAGCAUGUUAACUACAAAAUUGAUAUUUUUUUUUUCCCUUCUUGUCCUUGCAAUAUUUUGACUCUCUGGUUUGACGCAAUGGUUUUUUGUUCCUUCUGUAUUUAUAAAUGAAGCACUUUUUUAGUGCUUCUGAACUGAAGUCUGCUUGGUUAGAAAUCAAGUGGCUGGAACAUUUUUGAAUUUAUUAUUUUGAGCAUAUUGUUGAUGUUCUUUACCAAUGUUAACAAUUACAUGCUGUAAAUGGCACUAAUGCUUUUUGGUGUUAAUACUGAGGACCAAUAUUUGAGUGUGUUUCUUGUUCUUAAGCAUUGUCCCAUUGAGGUCCUUUAAGUAGACUGAAGAUCCCUUUUCAAGUAAUACUGAAAUACACAUUUUACAAAUGGAAGCAUAAGCCUCGGCUAUAAAAGUGAAAGCUGUUGAAUGGGUUACUGAACUAUCUAGGGUGAUCAGGAUGGGGGGAGUAUGGUGUUUAUAAUUUCUGUGGUGUUAGACUUGGAUCAUUUAAAAAUAUCUGUACCACAACUUAAUGCUUCAAUAAAAGUUCGCUUCAAUUGUUUGUAGUGAUGGUCCA